AUGAGCCCCCGACGAAGAAGCCGCACCAGUCGCUCUCGCGGUGUCCGGGCGCCGCCGCCGCCCAGCCCGGCUGCCCGGGCGAUCCGGGCUGGCGGUGGCGGUGUUCCUUUGGCCGGAGAAUCCGCACGCCCAUCCUGCACGGAGCCCUUCCAGGAGCGGUACAGCCUCAGCCCCGGCCGGGAGCUCGGCAGGGGAAAAUUUGCAGUGGUGAAGAAGUGUAUCCAGAAAGACACUGAAAAAGAGUUUGCAGCAAAAUUCAUGAGAAAAAGAAGAAAGGGCCAAGACUGUCGGAUGGAAAUAAUCCAUGAAAUUGCAGUCCUUGAGCUGGCACAGUGCAACCUUUGGGUCAUUAACUUGCAUGAAGUUUAUGAAACUGCAACAGAGAUGAUUUUAGUCCUGGAAUAUGCUGCUGGAGGUGAAAUCUUUGACCAGUGUGUGGCUGAAAGAGAGGAAGCCUUCAAAGAAAAAGAUGUUAAACGACUUAUGAGGCAGAUAUUAGAAGGAGUUUCAUUCUUGCACAGAAACAAUGUUGUUCAUCUUGACUUGAAGCCUCAAAAUAUUCUACUAACCAGUAAGUCCCCUCUGGGAGAUAUUAAGAUAGUAGAUUUUGGCCUUUCCAGAAUAAUGAAAAGCAGUGAGGAACUAAGAGAAAUUAUGGGAACUCCAGAAUACGUAGCUCCUGAAAUUCUGAGUUAUGACCCAAUCAGUACAGCAACUGACAUGUGGAGCAUUGGAGUACUGGCGUAUGUUAUGCUAACAGGGAUAUCGCCUUUCUUGGGGGAUGAUAAACAAGAAACAUUCUUAAAUAUAUCUCAAAUGAACAUAAGUUACUCUGGAGAGGACUUUGACCUUGUAUCAGAGUCUGCUGUGGAUUUCAUCAAAACUCUGCUGGUUAAGAAACCCGAGGAUCGAGCAACUGCAGAGGAAUGUCUUCAACAUCCAUGGUUAGCACAGAGUGAUAAUCCUGCUUGCAGGGCCUGGAAUAAGAGUGCAGGUGGGGAGACCAGUGAUGCCAUCCAGAAGGAUGCAGAUUCUGCCACUGAAAAAUCAGUAGAUGCUGAGAAAACUGAAGAGGAAGAAUCAAUAGUGACAGAAGAACUAAUUGUAGUGGCUUCAUAUACACUGGGACAAUGUAGGCAGUCAGAAAAAGAAAAAGUAACUGAGCAGAAAGCCAUUUCCAAACGAUUUAAAUUUGAGGAACCAUUACUGCAGGAAAUACCAGGAGAAUUCAUUUACUGAACUGUGUGGAGCUUCAUAGCUGUAUCUAGGAGGCAAUGUUUUCUACUAAACAAAAAUAUCCUAGCCAAGUGAAUUUCUGAUAUGCAAUAAAUGUUCUAGAUAAAAGAAAGUGUUGAUAAAUGGCAUACAAGGAAAAUGUGCCAAGUUCUUAUUUUCAUGGAACAGAUAAACAAGAUUUCAAGUGGCUAGAAGGAGUUUAACAAAGAUUAUAAGCUUAUUUUUGUUUGUAAUUUUUAUUUUGGGGAGGUGGUUUUUGUUGUUGUUGCUUGAUAGCAGCGUUUUUGUUAAUUGUUCCAGUGUUCUGGAGACGUUGACAUUGGAAGUGUUUCAGUGACAGAUGUCAAGAGGAGUAUUUUAGGACAUGUUUUGGCAUUUAAUGCAAAUAUAUAAUGCUGGGUUUUCCUCAGAUGCCUUUUGUCACUCCUGACUUUAGUGGAACUAUCUGCUAAUCUAAAACUUGUAUGAGAGGAGAAUUUGAUUGACUGGUUCGACAUACACACAGUAUGAUUUUGAAAUCCCUAUGUUUCUUUGUUUCCAUCAGGAAGAUAUAAACAAAGACCCAGACUCAUAUGAUGUAUGCCCAAACACUGGGCUGCUCUUCUCUAGGAAGAGAUGCACGUGUCCCACAGGUGAAGAAAUCUAUACUGGAGAUACAUCUUUAUUUGGGAGCACAGUAAAAUCCUGCUCCUGAAGGUGAUGUGUUUGCUUAAGUCAGUCACUCAUGAGGCAGCUGAGAUCGCUCCCUUCCCCUCCUGUGCUGGGUGAGAUGUGCCAGUAGAACCCAGCUCAGUGUGACUGCACAGUGUUGAGAGGGGAAAAGAAUUACAGAGUCUGAUGUAGGUCCUCUGAAGUUGUUGAAGUUCUCUCCACUGACUUCACCAUGUUAGAUUAGACAGUAUGGCCAACUAAUUAGCUCUUGAUUCCACCUCCCCCAGUACUUGGCUCUGGUUUUACUGGGAGCAUGAGGUCAUUUCUGCCCUCUUUCUUUUCCUCUAACUGCUGCUUUAAGGAAGAAAGAAGUAUUCUUAAGCUAAAUUGCAUUACCUUGUUCAAUAUAGCUUUCACAUGAGGAAGAACAUACCAAUUCCUCUGGAACAACAAAGCACAGCUUAUGCCUCCUGCUUCCUGAUCACUCCCCUUUAGACACUUGGAAAAACAGCAUGUUGUAUGGUGGGGCAGAGAGUGGGAUUAGGGAGCAGUAUGGAUGGGUCAUAGUUCUCAAUGGACGCAGUCCCUCAGAGGACAAAGCUGGGACCAACUGGGCAUCAAGACUGAGUGGUUUUUGCAAUGUACAGAUCUGAGGAUCUUGGACUGAGUCCUAGUUUUCUAAGAAAUCUUUCAUAUUGAUGCUGUUCCAAAGCUUAAUUUUUAUGUAAUUUGAAGUUUAGUACUAUUAUAUUGCAUACGUUUAACUAUUCAACUAUUUAUUUGGUUUCCUUAUGCUGUUCCUUUAUAAUAAACUGACAAAAGUUUUCUUGCUAUAAAAAAAUGAAUAGAAACUCGUAAGCUAGUUUUUCCCCUUUUUCCAUAUUGCUACAGACUUUCCUAAUUUCAAAUGUAUCAGAUGUUCUUACUUUGUUUAGUGAGCAGGAGUUCAGUGCUCUGUGCUAAGGUUAUAGUUCCUCCUUCACACAAAAGUUAAAUGGCUUCUUAACAAGACAAGCAGUACUGGGAUGAUCUGAUCAGCAGGGCUGGAAUGGUGAGGGAAAAAGCUCUAGUACAGAAGAAAGCUGAACCAAAAACAGUGUGACACUGAGUGGGUAGUUUUCCAUAAGGCUGUACUGCCAGAGGUCAGACUGCCUUCAUUUCAAGCCACAUCAGAAAAAUUGAACUGUUCUAUCAGUCUUCUUCCCCUAAGGAAUUACAUAUUGAGUAUUCAUGUAAGUAGGGCAGCUUCUCACUCCUUGAAGACCUUCAUAUAAGAAAACACCCAGUAGUACUGAGAAUUGAGUUUGGAUUUGUUUUAUAUUGUAAUGCAGAGAUGCCUUUCGUGCUCUGGAGAAAUCAGUCAGUUGUCAGCCAGAGCUAGACAUGAAUCUUAGAGCCAACAGAGUAUCUGUGUUGUCUGGGUGUUUCUGGAGGCAGAUGGUAGCUGACCCUACCUACAAGGCUGAUCGGUUUCAGGGUUGUUAGACAGGACCGUACCUUUCAUGAGCAUCUUUCUUUUACCGUCCAGUCAUUUGCCCAAGACAAUUUGCUUGGGUGAGGGGACAUUGACUCAUGAAAUUCUUCUGUACAAGAUUACAGUUUCUCCCAGCUUCCAUCACUGCCAUUUUGACUUUUUUUUGGUACAUCCAUACUUCCUUACUUUACAAAGUUGAGCAAAGCAGUGAGUUGAAGCAUGCUCACAGCCCACCCUUACAAAACAAUGUUGCCACGUCUGCAUACAUAAAUGUUUAAUAGCUCAUGGUUGCUCGCAGCAAAUCAUUAGAGGAAGUGUACCUGUUUCAAUUCUUCUUUGUAACCACAGAUCAUGUCUCAGAUGGAGACUGGUACUAAUGGGAAAGAGUAGGUGCUGAGCAGUAUACAGUUUGUCCUAGAUAUACUGUUUUUAAUGUAUGACAAUGAAGCUUAACAUGUAUACAUGAACUAUGUACUUACUACAAGGCCAGCUUCUCUUGAAUUGGCUGCUUUGAGAUUUCCAGUGGGCUGCAUUUCUGUUUAACUUUUUGUGCCUUAAGGUGGUUUUAUACGGUGUUUUUUAAUGUCAUUAAGAAUUUGUAUAAAGUUGUGAAAGUUUAAUAGUAUAAUUUAUAAACAAGGCAUCUUAGAUUCACCCUAUAACAGGGAAAAUUUUCCAUAACAUUUAACUGCAGGACUAUCAGCCAUCCCACACACUUGAAGCUGUUUCUGUUCUACUGUGAGUGUGGGUAAAGCUGAAAAUGAGGUGUUCUUACCCUACACUGUAGAAAGGGACUAUUGCGGUCCAUGUUCUUGAGAGGCUCAGUUACUAGUGAAGGAACACAUCAGGAGGACUGGGAACAAAUCGUUAUUUUAUGUGGAAGAACUGGUUUUCCACAGUUCUGUGAAUACAGAGGACUGUGUGUACAUAUGCGAGUCAUCUGAAAAAAGCUGCUUGUGUUGGUGGGGAAGGGGCUGAUGUGGAGAAAGAAUCAACUCCUUGGACCUUGUGGGCAAUGCUCUCCCAGUCCCUGCUCUCCAGACUGGGCACCUGCUGGCUGCCUUUGUAGCACUGGGAGCAUGGCUGUUUGCUCAGAUGCAGGAUACUGAAGGAAUGGAAGGGCAGUGUUCCUAAAGGGUUGUUAUGUCUAUGGUUCUGUUGCAAGACCCAUGAACUCUAUCAAUAAGAGGGGUAGGUCCAGGCUUAGACCUCCCUUGCAGUUGUUGGAAUAAAUAGCAAACACCUACCUGAAAGCACAGCCUUGUCUUCUCUUGUUGCUAUGUUCCCCUCUUUAAGUAAGAGGCUAUAGAUUUUAUAGUCACUAAACUAAAAGUUCUGCAAAAUAAUAUUUUUCAUUUUGUCCAAAGCUGAAUUUGUAUUGUGAUUUGUCUCAUUUGUCACAUUUUUCAUUUGUGGGUCCCUGAAUAAAAGCUUGUCCCAGCUUAUGAUCUACCAAGUGAAUCCUGAGAGCUGUUAAGUCACAUAUGCAAAUAAAAAUUAAUUGCCCAUUCUCCACUGAUGGUGCUCGCAGGGAAUGGGGAGGGAGGUGGGCCUUGCACCAAGUUACUCCAUGGCUUAAGGUCUCUCUUGAAUAUUUCAGGUGUUGUCCCUGGAAGAGAGUUCAAUAUUUUAAAGAAAUAUUACCAGUUCAUUGUACUUCUGAUAAGGUGUUUACUAUUUCAGGAACUUUACAAUAAAUGAAAUUUUGUUUUCUGAACA
Molecule: messenger RNA, 5080 nt
Organism: Manacus vitellinus (golden-collared manakin)
Lineage: Eukaryota; Metazoa; Chordata; Aves; Passeriformes; Pipridae
Gene: STK17A
Product: serine/threonine kinase 17a
Biological process (GO): protein phosphorylation; intracellular signal transduction; positive regulation of apoptotic process
Cellular component (GO): nucleus
Molecular function (GO): ATP binding; protein serine/threonine kinase activity
Source: RefSeq, a predicted model, not a curated record